GUAAAAAACAAAUGGGCAAAAACACCUGCAUGUGGCCCGCGGGCCAUGGUUUGAGGACACGUGUUCGAUACCUUUAGUCACACUUGUAGUGUUUGUUCAUUUUACUUGACAAAUCCUUAUUGAGCACCUGCUACAUACCAGUUGUGCUAGGCACUGAGGACAAAGUGGAAAACAAGAUUUCUACCUUGUGGACCUCAGGGUCUUACCUUAGGGGUUGCUCUCUCAGCCUCAGUGGACCAAGCAGGCUAGUUUGCUGGCUGGGAUUAUUGGGCUUCACUGAAUUUUAGAAUCCUGCCCCCAGAUCCCCCAGAGGUCAGUGGCACUGACUUUUUCUUCUGAGCUCCCCCAGGGAAAUAGUUGGCUGGAGUGACUUGUCCUUGGGUGCCUUUGAUCCAUUAUGUGUAACAAGGACUUUCAUUUCUCUCCCAGACCUUCUGUCUAGAUAUGGGCCAGGGCCUGGAUGACUAAAGACAUUUUUGUGUCUGCCACUCUUCGAGGUUCCACUUUUGUGACUCUGAGUAAGAGUUCAGGUUCUUAAGACCGGGCUGGGAGUGCUAUGUUACCAUAGCAUACCAGACAACCAGCCCCUCAUUGGCAGAGUUUGGAAGACUGCUCAGGAGUGAUUACUCUUGUUAGCAAGUGCAUGACAUUCUGCUGCAGUUCUGUCUGCUCCCCACCUGGUGCCUCAUUACUUUUCUCCUUUGUGCCAUUAUCCAAGAAGGGGGUUUAGAAUAUAAGAUGAGUGCAACCACAUUCCAAAGUUGUGGUUUAGAAACAAUCCGUUGCCUCCAUGGAGGGGGACACUCCACUAUUGCCUGUUUGAUAUAUGAAUCAAACCCACCAAAAAUACAACCACUGUUUCCAGUCUGGAACUUGGAGGUUUUAUCAGACUUGAGAGUGGAAAGCAGAACACUGUGUUGGGGUGAUAACUUGAAGUGGAGAAAAUUGAUGUCAAGGACAUUGAAAUGGCAUCUGUUUUUGCCCAGGCUAAUUACAUGUGUAACGAAUGGCUGAUGAACCAUUAUUAAUUUCAAGCAAAUAAUCUACAGUUAGCUCUUGGGAAAAGAGUUCUAGUGAUACAGAUAACCUCCUAUGAUGAGCCAAUUCUGAAUCUCUGCACCCUCUAUAUCCCUAUAGAUGAGCAAAUUCUUUGUCUACAAGCUACCUAAAAUGACUAGGGGUAAAAUGAGAGAGGGAAGCAUUUAGGCAAAAACAAGGAAGUUAUUUUAUGCAUAAACAUCCAUUCUUUGGGGUUCUCAUAAUAUGUGCCAGGGACAGAAAGCAUCCUUUCUCUUCACCACCCAUAAUCAGUGAUCCCAGCUGGCAGCCUGGCACUGGUGACUUUGUCAGUGCCAGUGCAAUAAAGGAGCGGACUGUGUGGGAGGCUGUCCAUGUUAGGUAUAACUUUGUUCUAAGGAGAACAGCCAACUACUGAAUUCAUCUAUGUUUCCCUUAUGGGAACUCCCCGGCCACGGAAGGAGAAUAUGGUGGGCUUUUCUUGGGCAGCCCCUGGAACUUGGAAAACCAUUUCUCCUGGAAUAAGUGGUAAGUGGACAGGAGUCUUGACCUCCUGCCCACUUACCCUCACCCAUCAGUUGCACACAGACUCCCCUGUAGCCCAGUGCUUAUUACCAGUUGUGGGCCAGUAGCGGGCCAAGAGGAUGGUGACACACAUUUAUUAAGCAGGCUGCCAAGCCAGGAGGUCAGCACGUGAGCAUACAGUGGUAUCUGCCCUCUAGGCCAAGGUGCAUGAUGUUAGAAGUCUCUUGCUUCAUUCUCCAGAUCAGCCUGGAAACCAGAGCUCCCUCUAUUAGUCAAACAGAUGGCUGUGGGCGACAGAGCCCUGAAUUGCUGAAUAUGUUCCUUCCAUUCUCCCCCUCCCCCCAGAAUCACACCAUAGUACUGCCCAGUAAGGUAUCUGAGACCAUAAAGGGCCAGAGGACACAGCUGCCCCAGCUUCUACCUCCCCCUCUCUGGCCUCUGCAAACUAGCCAUUAACUUGAGGAAGUUCUUUGUGUGGUAGCUUGGAAACCCAUGAGAGAAAGAACUGAAGGAAGCUCAAAGCCUCUCAAGGACAGUGUACACUUUGCCCUGUCUCAUAUUUUCUCUUGUCUUCUUUAACCCAGAGUCUAUAAAAGGAGAACUACGGGCCACAAUCCUGAGUCCCCUAACUUUAACCUUUCCCACUAUCCCUAGAAAACUUUCUGGUGGGGAUUGUCUAGGAGAGGCCCAUCGGUGAGUCCCUGAGAUGACCACUGUGGGUGACCAAGAUGACCUGAGUCUCCUGUGGUCUUAUCCUUGGGCUGGGUUGUCCCCAGAGCAGGCCCUUACCUCUUAUGUGGUCUUUAAAAGUGGACCCACAUCGCCACCCCCAGCCCUACAGUGGAGCUAGUGUGGGCCUGCUAAAAGACAAAACUAGACAGUAUUUGGGGGUCUGCAAGGGUAUGUGGCCAGGGAAUGAAGGGCGGAGAAUUCCCACCUCUGAAAAAGCAUUCCCCUAGUUGCUAAGUCUAAAUACAAUUUAUUUCAGUGCUGGGGGACAGAAGGGAGUGAAGGGGACCAGUCACUUGCUCCUUAUAUGGGCUAUUUUCUUGGCAGACUUCAAAAGGAGACCAUGGCUAGGCGGGGGGUGGGGAACUGGGUUGGGGCCAAUGGAAGCAGCUUGGCAGCACUGUCAGCUGGCAAACCCAGAAGCCAAGCCUGGUCUCUGCCCCGUUCCUGUUCCCCACCUGUCUCUACCCUUUUCUCCCCUUUCCCUGGCCCUGCCAGACUCUCUUAUCUCCCUGGGCGCCAGCCUCCACCCACCCCUGGAGGGCGGGGCUUGGCUGCACCCACGUGUGGCAGAGUUAAAUGCUCCCACCGGCAGAAGAGCUGGGGAGUGUGGCACGGAGCCUGCUUGGGCAGAGAAGCAGAACCAUGGCUGGCAAGAAAGUCUGCAUUGUAGGCUCCGGCAACUGGGGCUCUGCCAUCGCCAAGAUUGUGGGUGGCAAUGCAGCCCAGCUGGCAUGCUUUGACCCACGGGUGACCAUGUGGGUGUUUGAGGAAGAUGUCGGAGGCAGAAAGCUGACGGAGAUCAUCAACACUCAGCAUGAGAAUGUCAAAUACCUGCCAGGGCACAAGCUGCCCCCAAAUGUGGUGGCUGUCCCAGAUGUGGUCCAGGCUGCAAUGGAUGCUGACAUCCUGAUCUUUGUGGUGCCCCAUCAGUUCAUUGGCAAGAUCUGUGACCAGCUCAAGGGCCACCUGAAGAAAAACACCAUUGGCAUAUCUCUUAUUAAGGGGGUAGACGAGGGCCCCAAUGGGCUGAAGCUUAUCUCCGAAGUGAUUGGGGAACGCCUUGGCAUCCCCAUGAGCGUGCUGAUGGGGGCCAACAUUGCCAGCGAGGUGGCUGAUGAGAAGUUCUGUGAAACAACCAUUGGCUGCAAGGACCCGGCCCAGGGACAACUUUUGAAAGAGCUGAUGCAGACACCCAAUUUCCGUAUCACAGUCGUGCAAGAGGUGGACACAGUCGAGAUCUGUGGGGCCUUAAAGAAUGUAGUGGCUGUAGGAGCUGGCUUCUGUGAUGGGCUGGGCUUUGGUGACAACACCAAGGCAGCGGUGAUCCGGCUGGGACUCAUGGAGAUGAUCGCCUUUGCCAAGCUCUUCUGCAGUGGCCCUGUGUCCUCUGCCACAUUCUUGGAGAGCUGCGGCGUUGCUGACCUCAUCACUACCUGUUACGGAGGGCGGAACCGCAAGGUGGCCGAGGCCUUUGCCCGUACAGGAAAGUCCAUUGAGCAGCUGGAGAAAGAGAUGCUAAAUGGGCAGAAGCUGCAGGGGCCCCAGACAGCCCGGGAGCUACACAGCAUCCUCCAGCACAAGGGCCUGGUAGAAAAGUUCCCUUUGUUCAUGGCUGUGUACAGGGUGUGCUAUGAGGGCCAGCCAGUGGGUGAAUUCAUCCGCUGCCUGCAGAAUCAUCCAGAACAUUUGUGAGUGGGGCCAGGGCCCAGGCCAGCAGCUUCUUUACUCCAAUGGAGACUGGCAGAAGCUUGGGGCACCUAGUCACAGGGAUCUCUGGGACUCCCUGUAGAGCAGAAUCUUCUCAGCUUCUCACUGGAGGGCAGGAGGCAGUGGGCCAGCUACGCACCUGGAGAUCCUGAACUGCCAAGCAGCCUGCAGUCUCCUGCCACCACAUCCUGCCAGAAAUGGAGUUGCCACGUCCCUCUCCAGAUGUGGGGCUUUCUCCCUGUCCUCUGGAAGGGCAGAAUCAAGCCUCAGUGCUGCCUGCUUCAAUUGUGUGUGUAUGGGGGAGGGUGGGGAAAGAGGACAUCAGGGCAGGGGCUGCCAGGGAGGGGUCUGGGCUUUUGAGCUGACACAGGAUCCAGAGACCCCUUAACUGACUUCUGCCAGGCUCCACACAGCUUUAAUGGAUCUCAAUGUUUGUUAAUAAAAUACAAAGAUCUCAAACAAA
Microcebus murinus (gray mouse lemur) is the source of this 4444-nucleotide messenger RNA. It is a transcript of the gene GPD1, whose product is annotated as glycerol-3-phosphate dehydrogenase 1. Gene Ontology annotation, molecular function: NAD binding; glycerol-3-phosphate dehydrogenase [NAD(P)+] activity; protein homodimerization activity. Gene Ontology annotation, cellular component: cytosol. Gene Ontology annotation, biological process: carbohydrate metabolic process; glycerol-3-phosphate catabolic process. The record is from RefSeq and is a predicted model, not a curated record. Lineage: Eukaryota; Metazoa; Chordata; Mammalia; Primates; Cheirogaleidae.